GAGGGUUAAGCCGGGUUUAACGCGCAGAGGGAGCGCUCCUUUCCUCUCCACCGGUCGUUGUUGGUGUUUAUCCAGUCAACAUGGACCUGUCCGGACACAGAGAGGUCUUCCUGGAGAAGAGAUCCGUUUCUGAAGUCACAAACAUGUCGGACAUCAACCAGGCGAACCCUCACGGCUGCGACAACGGAGCUCUGACGGACCGGUUCGGCGUCCUGAUCCAGGGUCUGCUGGCAGUGGUCGCCUUCAGCACGCUGAUGUUGAAGAGGUUCCGAGAGCCUGUCGGGAUCAGACGACCGUGGAGAAUCUGGUUUUUUGACACGUCCAAACAGGCCAUCGGUGCUCUUUUCAUCCACUUUGCCAACGUCUUCCUGUCCACGCUCACCGAAGAGGACCCAUGCUCCCUGUAUCUGAUGAACUUCCUGCUGGACGCCAUGUUGGGGAUGCUGGUCAUCUGGCUGGCUGUGAAGUUGGUGUCCAAACUGGUGGAGUACAAACAGUGGACGCUGCUCAUGUUUGGAGAAUAUGGUGACCCUCCCCAGGCGGCAGCAUGGCUGGGUCAGUGUGGUAUCUACCUGCUCAUCAUGGUGCUGGAGAAAGGUGUGAUCAGCCUGGUGCUGCUCGUCCCCGGAUGGUCCAAAUUGCAGGAGGUUCUGCUGAGCUACAUCGCUAACCCUCAGGUGGAGCUGGCGCUGGUCAUGCUCAUCGUGCCCUUCAUAGUGAACUCCAUCAUGUUCUGGGUGGUGGACAGCCUGAUGAUGAGGAAGUACAAGACGAUGAAGAGCCUGGACGACUCCUGCGACUGCUCGGCGAAGAAGGCCGACUCGUUGCCAUGGGCGACCAGCGAGGAGUCCCGGGCCCUGCUGACCGUGGAGACGGACACAGACGAGGCUUCAGAGGGGGAAGAAGACCCCGACAACGCUGGACCAGUGCCUCCUGUGCAGUACUCUGGAGGCCCACUGAGACCCAGCUGGGUGGUGGUGUAAACCCAGGUGAUGUUACCUCCCACACGUCCAUCCGCUAUCCACACGCAACACCCUCUUUAAGAGCCUAAAAAAAACGAGCGCAAACACAAACAAACCCUGCAAUCCUUAACUCCUCAAAGGUCUAAAUAUCAGCUUGGCCCGCGAGCGAAGGCACAAUUAAAGCUCGUCACCUGUGAACGUGCCUUUUCCUCUGCACCGACGCUGUGCACGCAUGUAAAUUGAAAUAGCAGUUUUUAAGCUCUUUAUCCGCUCACCUUUGCUGCCUCCGUUUCGCUGCAAGAGAACAUCAGAGGAAACCACAACUGAAACGUGUGUGUGUGGAGGGAGAUUAUUAAGGAGGGCAGCGCCUGCAGGGCAAAAUUGUGCAGGUGGUAAUGAAAAAAGACUGAAAUAAAUCUGUCCUCUCUGCACAUUGGGGAGUUUUUAGAAAUGAUGUCGCUCUAAAGAGAGUCAUUUAUCGUGUAUCGUAUUCCAAAGAGGAGAGAGUGAGUGAAGUACACUAAAUAAGUGCAUAUAUAAUCACGUAAAAGCCACCUUUUUUAAUUAAGGUUUAAUUAUAGUCAUUCCGGCGAUUUCUCCCUCUGGCUGUAUACUUUAAGAAUAAAAGAAGGUUAAUGGUAUUUUAUUAUUAAAACCAUGCAUGUGUUCAUUUUUGGGCUGCUGCAGUAUUGACGGACCAAACCUGUUGAAAGAAGAGGUUGUAAGGAAACAUUCUAGUUCUUUGCAACAGGCUGCUUUAAAAAUAUACAUUCAUCUUUAUUUGGUUUAAAGGACCAGGUGACGCUAUGUUUCUGCAAUGAUUUAUAUAUUCGUUGUAAAUGAUGGAGUACUGGGGACAAUAUUAGGGGGGAAACCACUGAGAUGUUCAGAAUAAUGUCGGAGUAUUUUGAGAAUACAUUUGUAAAUGUUACGACGGAAAAGUUCAAAUUAUAAGAGAAACGUUUCUAAGGGCUAAAAUCAUAAUUUUAUGAAACGGAUGUCAUGAUAUUUUAGGUGAAAAUAAGUCUGAAUGUUUCUAGAAUCAACUAAAAUGACUAAAAUGAAAUAGUUGGUCAUUUUGGGAAUUGUGUUUCUUUGCAUUCUUUCCAAGAGUUAGCUUAGCUUAGCAUAAAGACUGGAAACAGGGGGAAACAGCUAGACUGGCUCUUUCCAAAGGUAAAAAAAACAUACCCACUAGCACCAUUUUUUUUGGACUAAUUAUCACUUUAUAUCUAGUUUGUUUUAUUCGCACAAUAUCUUAAGUCUGAAAAACGACCAAUUUGGGUUUCACAAGGGUUCAUACGAGGGACAAUACUUCUUCUCCGGGAGCAGCGACACAGACAAGCUAGCUCUUUCCCCUUGUUUCCAGUCUUUGUGCUAAGCUAUGCUAACCAUCUCCUGGCUCUAGCUUCAUAUCUAAUAGACCGAUAUCAGAGUGGUAUUGUUUCGUAUUUCGGAAAACAACAAAUUAUUUUACUUUUAAAUUAUGUUUUGUGAUAUUUUUCAAAACAACAACCCUUUUCUUGGAAUGUUACAUAUAUUCAUUCUUUUAUCUUUUUUUUUUCUUGUAAAAUUAAGCCUUUUUUCUCUCAAAAUAUUAUGACGUUACUCUCAAAAAUCUCUCUUUUUAUAUCCCUAAAAAUGGCCCUAAUACUCAUACUCGCAGUGAUAUUCUCUAUGGGAUGAAACAGUAGCUGUAUAUUACACUUUUGCAAGUUACGGCAAAUUCCUUUUAUUUAUUCUCUUUAUAUUUUAUAUGUAUUAUACUUUAUAUAUUGUGGUCCAAUCAGUGGUGUCUGCAUUGGAAUAGUUAGUUUUUUUUAGUGAAUGAAGCAAAGGGGAGACUUUUGAGAGUCAUCUCCAAACUACAGCUAAUAAACAUUUAAAUUGUUAUUAUUUACGGUUUCAAAGCCAAAAGGUCUACAUUUGAUGUAUUUCUUCUGUAAUGUUUUAUUUUGUAUUACAAUGUAUCUUGUGUAUUUUUUUUAAUUAUAAACCAAAUUAUGAUCAUGUGGAUGUCAUCAGCAGGUGAUGCUUCUUACCGAAUGUACCUCUUUAAUCUCUGCUAUGAAUAAAGAUGA
Messenger RNA from Anoplopoma fimbria (sablefish), 3043 nucleotides. RefSeq names its product transmembrane protein 110, like (gene tmem110l). Bases 81 to 983 code for a protein of 300 amino acids. NCBI's taxonomy places the organism in Eukaryota, Metazoa, Chordata, Actinopteri, Perciformes, Anoplopomatidae. The transcript has 8 exons. The record is from RefSeq and is a predicted model, not a curated record. Gene Ontology annotation, cellular component: membrane.